AUGAAGCGUCCUUUGAGUCCUGACCAUGUGUUUGAAAAUGGACGGAUGAGUACAGCUAUGUUUUUGCGCUGUUUUGAGGAAAAAGUCACGUGGAAUGAUCGUACGGACUAUGAAAUUACUAAUGAAAAAAAGAAAAUUCUUUUUUCGCUGUGUGAGGUUUGCAACAUCCAGUUAAACUCUGCAGCCCAAGCUCAGAUCCAUUACAAUGGAAAGUCACACCUAAAAAGAAUUAAGCAACUUAACAAGGGAAAAAUGCCCACAAACACUUCAUCCAGUUCGUUACUUCUAAGCAGCGGUUCAGGGAACACAUGUCACACUGCUACACUUCCCGCACUAGUGCGCGCUCCUAGCCUUAUGAUGCAGCCUUCUAUAGACAUGAAGCCAUUUGUUUCUUUUCCUAUGGACAGCGGUCCUGCAAUAGGACUCUUCCCCAACUUUAACACAAUGGAUCCAGUGCAAAAAGCAGUCAUAAACCAUACAUUUGGUGUUUCUAUUCCGCCGAAGAAAAAACAAGUUAUUUCCUGCAAUGUUUGUCAGCUUCGUUUUAAUUCUGACAGCCAAGCCGAGGCCCACUACAAAGGGACUAAACAUGCCAAGAAGAUGAAAUCACUAGAGACAACAAAAAAUAAGCAAAAAAAUGGUUCUCCCAAGGACAGCACAAAGGCUAUUACAAGCUCAACAACCAACCACAAAUCAGAUCAAUUACGGAUACGAAUAGAGGGAAGAUAUACAAGAAAACGAGAAAGGGAGGUUAAAAGAAGAGACAAUGAGGAGAAAUGGAAAUCCAGCAGCUCGGUUUGCCAUGGUUUAGCAGAAAUAAGCUCAUUCUUUUCCAAGUCUGAGGUUGCAUUAACUGCAAUGAUUCCAGCAGCUCUUAUCAAGAGCACAAAUGGAACCACAAUUACAACUUCUGAAUCAGAAGAGGAAAAAGCCAAGAAACUGCUGUAUUGUUCUCUAUGCAAAGUAGCUGUCAACUCCUUAUCACAGUUAGAAGCCCACAAUACAGGUUCCAAGCACAAGACUAUGCUAGAAGCACGAAUUGGUGCUGGUCCAAUCAAAUCGUAUCCCAGGUCCGGGUCUCGACUAAAGAUUCUAAAUGGCAGCAAAGGUUCAGGAUUACAGAACAAAACAUUUCAUUGUGAAAUGUGUGAUGUUCAUGUGAAUUCAGAAAUCCAGCUAAAGCAGCACAUCUCCAGCAGAAGACAUAAGGACCGAGUAGCAGGCAAGCCCAUGAAACCUAAAUAUAGCCCAUACAACAAACUGCAGCGCAGCCCUAGCAUUUUAGCAGCAAAACUUGCUUUCCAAAAAGAAAUGAUCAAGCCUUUAGCACCAACGUUCCUUUCAUCACCACUUGCAGCUGCCAUGUCUUCUACACUUUCUCUACCAUCACGUCCACCCUGUUCACUAUUUCAGGGGUCUGGUUUACCCCCAACUUUUCUAAGACCAGGACACGGUUCAUUUCGAGCAGCUACCGCAUCCAUAUUUUUUGCACCGUAUUAGCAUCAAUGCAAUUAGAACAAAGAAUGAAAUCCGCUAUACUACAAAUUUACCUGGGUUAGACGGCUACUUCUUUCUUGGAAGUGUAUUUAAAGAGCACAAUCACAAAUACUAUAAAAAGCUCUGUAAGCCACAAUCAUUGAGAUAAUUACAGCCUCCGUUGUGAAAGACAUGCUCCUUGUAAGAUUACAUGACAUUGCGUCUUUAUUUGUCUGUGGCUUUCUUUAGAUUCAACAAGGAAAAUAUUCUCUUUAUUUUUUAUUUUAGUUCCUGGCAGACUUGAAAACAAGGGUCUUCCUUGUCCUUUGGUGUACAUAAAUGAUUUCCAUAGUAAAGUGUGAAAUAGAAUUUUAAAAAAAAGUGCUUUAUUGUGGAUGACACCAAACUAGUGGAUAAUAUGAAGUAUUAUGAAAUGUGAUAGCAUUGUAAAGUUAAAAAAAGGACUGUGUAGUUAUUGUUUUAGACCCAAAUGCUGUUGUGUUUUGUAGAGUUAUAGAAUCUUGAUUCUGCUUACAAGUUAGGUGGUACAUUUGCUAUUUUAAUUGCUGAAAAAGCCACUCAGCUAUGAAGCAUUUUUUUUUUGAUAGGUGAUACAAACAAACUAGAAAAGCCAUAUUAUAUCGAGUUGUCAUAAUAUUUUUAUUUUCCUUUCAACUAACUUAUUUUAUAACUCCAGUAUUUCAUAACCUUCUCAACUAGAGCACACCACAAUGUAUAUGUUCAGGUUCAACAUCAUUUAGUUUAUUCUAAUACUUUAUGCCAGGUGGCAAGAAAUAGGUGUGUUUAUUUAAAAAAAAGUCUGUUUUCUUUUAGAAAUACAUUUUUGUUUGUAUUAUUGCUACAUUAUAUUGUGGCUCCCUAAUGCAAUAAUGUACAGACCAUUAAAAUAAAUAUUUAUUUAUAAAACCUUGACUUUUUUCUUCAAUUGAUGCACAAAAAAUACUGGCACUUAAAGGGACAUAAAAACCAUUUUUUUUCUUUCAUGAUUUAGAUAGCACAUAACAUUUUAAACAAAUUUCUAAUUUACUUCUAUUAUCAUUUAUUUUUAGUUUUCUUGUUAUCCUUUGAGGAAAAGCAGAAAUUUAAACUUGAGUGUGCACGUGUCUGCAGCACUACAUAGCAGCAGUUUUGCAACAAUGUUAUACAUUAGCAGGGGCACUAGAUGGCAGCACUAUUUCCUGUCACGUAGUGCUUCAGGCAUGUGCACGCUACCUACCUAGGUAUCUUUUAAACAAAGAAUAACAUGAGAAUGAAAACAAUUUGAUAAUAGAAGUAAAUUGGAAACAUUUUAAAAAUUUUGUCCUCUAUCUGAAUCAUGAAAUAAAUUUUUGGGGUUUUAUGUCCCUUUAAGUGUGGUGAAUAAACAGCAUGCAGAUUGCAGUACUGAAUGAUGGGUUUUUACAGCACAAAUAGCAGUGGAGCACAAUAAAAAUGUUUCAAGCACAUUCAUUAAGAACAUUUUAUUCUGCAGACAUCAAUGGUUUUAAUCGCUGUGUACUUUUUUUUUAAUGUACCUUUUCAAUAAAAUUAUUUGAAACAUUGA
Molecule: messenger RNA, 3040 nt
Organism: Bombina bombina (fire-bellied toad)
Lineage: Eukaryota; Metazoa; Chordata; Amphibia; Anura; Bombinatoridae
Gene: ZNF385B
Product: zinc finger protein 385B
Exons: 9
Coding region: 1-1500 (499 amino acids)
Cellular component (GO): nucleus
Molecular function (GO): nucleic acid binding; zinc ion binding
Source: RefSeq, a predicted model, not a curated record